AUUCUCAGCUGCAAAGGAUAAUGAACACAGAUUUCACCUCCCUUAGUCUGAACCUAUGAUAGAAAUCCAAAUUGAAGAUGCAGUUAAUGCACCCAAUCAGUUUAUGUAUAUACAUGGUAUGACAGCUUUGAAUAGACACCUCAGUUAAACCCAUCUCUCUCUCGCUUUCUCUUGCUCUCUUUUGCUCUCUGCUCUCUGCUCUCUGCUUUCUGCUCUCUGCUCUCUCUCCAACCCCAAAUGGUUGCUAAUGAAGGUCCCAAAUUUGACUAUGAAGUGUUUGCAGGUUUGGAACCACUAGACCCUAAUCUCCCAUGGGACUUCUACCCAAAUGACACUACGGCUGAAGAAGGAUCCAAAGAAGCGGUGGUGGUACCACCCAUGCAGAAGGAGCCACCUUCAGCAGAGCAACAGCUACCACCACCAUCACCUGUCGUUGGCAAAGAGAUAGAUGCAUCUAAAGAAGUGGUGGUGGUAUCACCCACCAAAAAGGAUCCCUUUCCAGCAGAACAACAGCUACCACCACUGUCACUUGUGGUAGAUCAAAAGAUAGAUGGAUUUGAAGAAGCAGUGGUGGUAUCACCCGUAGAAAAGGAACCACCUUCAGCAGAACAACAGGUGCCACCACUGUCACCUGUGGUUAACAAAAAGAAAGAUGCUUCAGGUUCAAGGUCUAGAGGGAGGCCAAAACGCGAACAAAAAUGGCCAGAUUGGUUGCCCCGUGACUGGCACAUACAGAUGAAGAAAAGAGAAUCAGGGCAGAUCGAUAAGAUUCCAUAUGUGUGGAUCAGUCCCAUACAAGAAUGGUUCUCAUAUGAGAAGCGGAUAAUGUUAAAGUUUCUAUCCUUCCAAAUAUAGGCAAUGGUUGAGCAAAAAUCUAGUUUGACAACAGAACUAAUCGUCUCCUUCGAAGUUCUUCCCAUCCAAUAAGCCUCGCACAUGACACUCCUCACAAGAUGCUGCAACCAAGGCAUUCAACUUUUGCAUGGAUAUGGGCACAUGGUGACCUUCCCAUUGAUGACAAGGCGUGCAAGCACAUGGUCACAUUAACUUUUAAGGUGUGUACUCUGUCAUAAUAACUUCAGCAGGGAUGGUGAGACUUCCUAACCACAUUAUUGAGGAGCUAGCGAGAGAUGUAGAGUCUAGAUGGAGAUUUCAAUUUUAUAGUUAGCGAAUAGGAUUCCUUGCUAAUGUCAAUGCCGAAGGUGGAACUUUUUAGGUCAUGUGUUAGUCUGGAGUUAUUAUGUAAUUGUAGUUGAUAAUAUUUUUCCUUUUUUAAUACAAUCUGAUUUUCUAGAGGAAAAUAAAAAAGGAGUGUACUCUGUCAUAAUAAUUGUGAAAGUAGCUGG
Messenger RNA from Macadamia integrifolia, 1346 nucleotides. RefSeq lists its product as uncharacterized. The record is from RefSeq and is a predicted model, not a curated record. The coding region runs from base 238 to 855 and encodes 205 amino acids. Lineage: Eukaryota; Viridiplantae; Streptophyta; Magnoliopsida; Proteales; Proteaceae. The transcript has 2 exons. Gene Ontology annotation, molecular function: DNA binding.